AUGAAGUUCCUCAAGGUCGGCCGAGUCGCCAUCAUCACCCGCGGCCGCUAUGCCGGCAAGAAGGUCGUCAUCGUCCAGCCCGUCGACAAUGGCAACAAGCCUCACCCCUUCGGCCACGCCGUCGUUGCCGGCAUCGAGCGCUACCCUUCCAAGAUCACCCGCCGCAUGUCCAAGGCCCGCCAGGACAAGCGAUCCAAGGUCAAGCCUUUCAUCAAGGUCAUCAAUUACAACCACCUGAUGCCCACCCGAUACACCCUGGAGCUCGAGGGCCUCAAGGGCACCAUCACUGGCGACACCUUCAAGGAGGUCAGCCAGCGGGAAGAUGCGAAGAAGACGGUCAAGAAGGUGUUGGAAGAGCGCUACACGAGCGGCAAGAACCGCUGGUUCUUUACCCCCUUGAGUAUGUCCCCUCCCCCCACACCCCCUGAUGCGCCGUCCGCGCCUCGCAACACCGCCCAUGGUGGCGAGCAGGUCGUAUUUCGAGGCUAA
Messenger RNA from Drechmeria coniospora, 489 nucleotides. RefSeq names its product putative 60S large subunit ribosomal protein. Bases 1 to 489 code for a protein of 162 amino acids. Gene Ontology annotation, cellular component: cytosolic large ribosomal subunit; ribosome. NCBI's taxonomy places the organism in Eukaryota, Fungi, Ascomycota, Sordariomycetes, Hypocreales, Ophiocordycipitaceae. Gene Ontology annotation, molecular function: structural constituent of ribosome. Gene Ontology annotation, biological process: translation. The record is from RefSeq and is a predicted model, not a curated record. The transcript is spliced from 2 exons.